AUGAUGCAUCAGCAAUCCAUGAUGGUUGGAGAUAUGAUUCCUGUACACUCUGAAAUACCCGUGCAUACUGAAGAAAUGAAUAAUGUUGGAUAUGAUAACAGCAACUCGUAUACUUAUGAUGAUCUGUUUCCUGCAUUGCCACAUGCCCCGCAACUGCCUGUGCAACGUAGCAUACAACAAGUGAACAAUAAACUACGUGUUGGCUCUUCUCUGCAUACCCAGGUUUUCCAUGUGCCAUAUGAAGAGAGAAAACUGGAUAACGCAAAUACUUUUGGUGAAGGUGAAUCCUUAAGAACUUGUCAAUCUAUCACCAAGGAUACUGGAGCCCAUAUUGAAAUAUCCACUAGCAAGGAUGGAAGCUUGACUUUUCUUAUUACUGGGAAACACAGUGCAGUCCUUGAUGCUAGAAGACUUAUAUUGACUCAUUUUCAACAACAGGCAAGUAAGCAAGUUGCGAUUCCUAAAGAGCAUCACCGUUGGAUUUUGGGCAAACAAGGGCAAAAGUUAAAAGAAUUGGAGAAGGUGACAGCCACUAAGAUUAGUGUUCCUAGUAUAGCCGAUAACAGCGAAACAAUUACUAUAACUGGAACAAAAGAGGGCAUUGAAAAAGCGGAACAUGAAAUAAGAGUCUGCUCUGAAGAACAGUCUCGUAAGGCAUUGGAACGUAUAACAGUGCCUAAGAUCUAUCACCCGUUCAUCCAAGGGCCGUUCGGGGAGCGCGCAGCAGCUCUCAGCGCGGAGACCGGCGCUCGCAUCCACAUCCCGCCCGCCUCCACUCAGAGCGAUGAAAUCGUAAUCGCAGGCGAGAAGAAUGGCGUACUGGCAGCAAAGGCGCAAAUCGAACAGAUUUAUGAAGAAAUGGCAAAGAAGUGCUCUACUGUCCGUGUUGAGGUCCCUAAAUCUCAACACAAGUAUGUUAUUGGUGCUAGAGGAACAACGAUUCAAGAAAUUUUGAGAGAAACUGGUGUAUCUGUUGAAAUGCCCCCACCUGACUCCCCUACUGGAACUAUUACGUUGCAUGGACCACAUAAUAAAAUUGGCCUUGCUUUGUCCAAGGUAUGUGAAAAAGCAAACUCUGUUAAAACUGCUACUGUUGACGCCCCCACAUGGAUACAUAAGUACAUUAUUGGAAAGAAUGGCUCUAAUAUUAAGAAGAUUACUCAAGAUUUCUCAAAGGUACAUGUUGAUAUAACACACUCGGAAGAUAAGGUUAAGAUAGAUGGACCGCCAGAGGAAGUUGAGCGUGCACAAGUUGAAUUGGAUAGCUUUGUUAAGAAUUUGCUUGCAACACUCACAUAUGUGGAACUCUCCGUAGAUCCUAAAUUCUUUAAGCAUAUUAUUGGCAAAAAUGGAACUAACAUUAACAGACUGAAAGAUGAGACUGGUGUAGUUAUUAAUAUUAUUGAAAGCGAGGGAAACAAUGUAAUUCGCAUUGAAGGCAGUCACCAAGGUGUUGCUGAUGCUGAAAGGGAAUUAAGAGAGAUGGUAAUGAAACUUGAAAAUGAAAGAACAAAAGAGGUAUUUGUUGAUCAUAGAUAUAUUAAGUCUUUAAUUGGAGUUCGAGGAGAUAAAAUUAAGGAAAUCCGUGAAAAAUUCGACCGUGUUCUCAUAUCACUGCCAGACCAAGGUCAAAAGAGAAGUCCAAUUAAACUUAGAGGUCCUCAAGAGGACAUUGAAAAAUGUGAGAAGUACCUCCAUAAAUUGAUGAAGGAGAUAGCAGAGUCCUCUUAUGUACAGGAAGUGCCAAUAUUUAAGCAAUUCCAUAAAUUUAUCAUUGGCAAGGGUGGCGUUAAUUUACGAAAAAUUCGAGAUGAAACUCAGACUGCUAUUGAUCUUCCCGCGGAGGGUGUCGACAGUGACGUUAUCACUGUGCGGGGUAAACGUGAGAAUGUAGAGGAAGCUGUGAAAAGGAUACAGCAAAUUCAUAAUGAAAAGGCGAAUGUUGUCACUGAGGAAGUCACUAUCGCGCCCAAGUACUACAACUCGUUGAUUGGUGCCGGCGGUAAGCUCAUACAUUCUAUUAUGGAAGAGUGUGGCGGCGUACUUAUCAAGUUCCCACCCGCAGACAGCGAUAGUGAUAAGGUCUUGAUUAAAGGGCCAAUAGAGGAUGUAGAAAAGGCCAAGCAGCAACUUUUAGCGCAUGCAACUGAGCGCGAGCUCACUUCCCACACGGCCCAAGUACGUGCUAAACCAGAACAUCACAAGUUCCUGAUCGGCAAGAGUGGUGCUAACAUAAAAAAAAUCCGGGAACAGACUGGAGCACGUAUUAUUUUUCCCACUGAAAAAGAUGAGGAUAAAGAAGCUAUUUUCAUUAUUGGGCGAGAAGAGCAAGUGGAGGCGGCUCGCAAGCAGUUAGAAGCGGCGGUCGCAGAGAUAAGCAACGUGUCAGAGGGCGAGAUGCCGGUAGACCCGCGCCACCACCGACACUUCGUGGCGCGCCGCGGCGAGGUGCUGCGCCGCAUCGCGGACGACUGUGGCGGCGUGCAGAUCUCGUUCCCGCGCCAGGGCAUCAACAGCGACCGCGUCGUGCUCAAGGGGCCUAAGGAGUGCAUAGAGGCAGCUAAGACACGCAUCAAUGAAAUUAUCGAAGACUUAGAGGCCAAGGUUACAAUAGAAUGUAUCAUUCCACAAAGACAUCACCGCACAGUAAUGGGGGCUCGCGGUGCCAAAGUGAAAGAUAUCACUGCAGAGUUUGAUGUGCAAAUCAAGUUCCCCGAACGCGACCCUACAGAAGGUGCAGAUAUUCCAGUGAAGAAUGAAGAUAACUCCGAACCAAACGCCAAUGAUAUUAUCAGAAUAACAGGCCGUCCCGAAAACUGUGAAGCUGCCAAGAAAGCUCUGCUUGAACAGGUGCCAAUUACGAUAGAUGUUGAAGUACCGAAUGACCUUCAUAGACUUUUAGCUGGUCAAAAGAGAAGAGAAUUGAUGCAGAACUAUGAUGUUCACAUUCUCAUGCCACCUAAUGAUGAAAACAGUGAUAUUGUUAAGGUUACUGGUACACCAGCAAACGUUGAAAAAGCUAAGUUAGCCCUUGUAGACAAAAUUGUUGAUAUGGAAAAAGAAAAGGAAGAUAGAAUUUUGAGGUCGUUUGAGUUGAAAUUUAAAGUCGACCCUGAGUACCAUCCUCUGGUUAUUGGUAAAGGUGGUUCUGUUAUCACGAAAAUCCGUACCGAUUAUGGAGUGCAAAUCAACCUGCCAAAGCGUGGAGAACCUGAUGAUGAUAUUAUCACGGUACAGGGUUAUGAAGAUAAGGCAAAGCAAGCCAAAGAAGCCAUUAUGGCGAUUGUGCAUCAACUUGACAAUCAGUACAGGGAUGAAGUAGAUAUCGAUCCCCGCGUCCACAGGAGGCUCAUAGGUCUAAAAGGAAAGAACAUUCGCCGCAUAAUGGAUGAAUUCAAGGUGGACAUCAGAUUCCCUAAGCAAGGGGACGAUAGCAUUGUCGUUAUAACUGGCGAUGAAGAUAAUGUUUUAGACGCCAAAGAUCAUCUUCUCAAUUUGGCGGAGGAAUAUCUGCAAGAUGUGGUGGAUCGUUACCAAAGGCCAGCAGCGCCAUCUCUGGGCGACUUUGGUGAUGUAUUGAGUGGGGAGAUCGCCAGUGGCGCACCGCCGGCGCCCUCUACGGGCUUCGUGGUGAAGGGCGGGCCGUGGGAGCAGCGCGCGCCCGACACCGCCUCCACGCACGAGUUCCCUACCAUGCCGGGCGCGCCGCGCGCCGCCGCGCCCGCCGCCGCCGCCCCCACCGCCCCCACCACCGCAUGGGGCCCGCGCCGU
Brenthis ino (lesser marbled fritillary) is the source of this 3771-nucleotide messenger RNA. The record is from the annotation of a GenBank genome assembly. NCBI's taxonomy places the organism in Eukaryota, Metazoa, Arthropoda, Insecta, Lepidoptera, Nymphalidae.